Messenger RNA from Aedes aegypti (yellow fever mosquito), 2289 nucleotides. Its product is annotated as dynein light chain 1, cytoplasmic. The record is from RefSeq and is a predicted model, not a curated record. Bases 389 to 658 code for a protein of 89 amino acids. The transcript has 3 exons. Gene Ontology annotation, molecular function: dynein light intermediate chain binding; dynein intermediate chain binding. Gene Ontology annotation, biological process: microtubule-based process; cilium assembly. Lineage: Eukaryota; Metazoa; Arthropoda; Insecta; Diptera; Culicidae. Gene Ontology annotation, cellular component: cytoplasmic dynein complex.
UCGCAUCACUCACCCGCCGCAAGCAAACACAACGCAAAGAGGAAGAUCAAAAGUGGCCGAGUUUUUGAGCAAAGCAGUCCUAGCAUUCCGCGCGUCGGUUAACGUGUUUUUUACGGUGAAAAUCCAAUCCCAGUGGAAGUAAUUUUCGCGACCGCACAAAGUAAGCCGUGUUCGGAAGUGGUAUCAAAUCUAGAAAGUGAGAAAAGUGACAAAUCCGGUGUAAUUUUUCGGGUUGAAUUUUACUUUGGAAGAUCUCCCGUCAGCUCGCGAAAAAUCGGUGCUGAAACGGAAGUGCAAACCGGGAACGUAACGCCAGUAGAACCAAAGGUCAUCUCCUUCCACUUCGUCUCCGAGUAGAUCGAACAGCAAAACCCGCACCAGCAGCAAAAUGAGCGAUCGUAAGGCAGUGAUCAAGAACGCCGACAUGGGCGAAGAGAUGCAGCAGGACGCGGUAGAUUGUGCGACGCAAGCCCUGGAAAAGUACAACAUUGAAAAGGACAUUGCCGCAUACAUCAAGAAAGAGUUCGACAAAAGGUACAACCCCACCUGGCAUUGCAUCGUCGGCCGGAACUUUGGCUCCUACGUGACACACGAAACGCGCCACUUUAUCUAUUUCUACCUGGGACAGGUGGCCAUUCUUUUAUUCAAGAGCGGUUAAGUUGCAACAACAUCACAGGCAGCAAAAAAAAAAAAGAAAAGCAGCAGCAGUCACCGCAAGCAGCUGAGAGAGCGCGUGUUGCGGAGUAUUGUAUACAGAAAGGAUGAGCAGUAGCAGCAACGGCAGCAGCGCAGCAGGAAACACAUUCUAUUUACUAUUACUUCUACUAUUAAUAAAUUACAAGUAUAACAUUGCCCAACCAAACACAACAAUUGCAACAAGAACCAGUCCGGAUAGCGACAGAAGCAGCUGAGACCGAGAAUGCGCGACUUUGUGAUAUCCGCGAGCUGUGAUUGAUGAUGGCUACCAUGGGAGAAAGAACGCAGCAGAAGAGCAGCCAGCACGGUCUUCCGGUUAACGGUUAACCGUGAGAUGCAUACCAAACCCAGUGGCAGCAAAUCCAUAAGCAAACCUUUGAGAAGAGACGUUCUAAUCUUUAGCUAUCACACUCUCUCCGGAACAUAUUUAGAAGAUCUAACAAGAAGAACAAAUCAAUUGAAGACGCUAACUCUUUUUUCGAAGCAGAACGUAUUAGGAGCACAUUUUAGUAUAGAUCAAAUGAUAGUAGAUAAUUGAUAAUUUGAUUAUAUGCAAAAUUUUGAAUUUUAACAUCUAUUUGGAUUAUCCUUGAUUAGCGCAAAUAAUGGGUUGAAAUUGUUUUUGUUUGUAACGAUACCUACAAAUUAAAUAUGCUGCGUUGAAACGUGUUUGUUUCCUUUUAUCUUAUAUGUAUUAUCAAAAAGCAAAUGAUCUUAAGUUUUCUCAUGGAAAACAUUGAUAUAAUAUAAUAAUAAAUUACGAUAGAUAAAACAAAACAAGAAAUCCUCAAAGAACUCGAGUUGCUGUUUCAUUUACCAAAAUUAUUGUCGAACCUGCUCUGUUGCUCACUUUCUUCAACAAUGGGUUACGCAUGUGAUGGUUUCCUGUUGUCUUGAUGAAAUCCCUUCUGUCUUUCUUUGCGCUCACUCCUCAGUCCAUUCGCUGUUUAAGACCAAUCUAUUGUAGAACAAAAGAUCGCCUUCCUUUUUCAGCGACACCUUCUUUGGUGUGGCUUGUGUUCUUAUGCUCAUCGUCGAACCCUUAGAAAUCACCUUCUUGUCAUUUUAACCUGUGUCCGACGUGUGUUCUCCCUUUAGUAUAUAGUUACACAAAGAAGCAGAUAGAAGUGUGGAGGAAGUCAGCUGAAGUGAAAACCAUUUCCCUCUGAUAUAACCUACUCGAUAAAUCACUGUCCAGAAGCGAACGAUUCGUUCGUCACUAGAUUUUAGUAGUUUAGUACAUACACUACACACUUAUCCAGGAGUGCUCAGAGUGCUGAACUUUCACAUACACAGAUUUCUAGCUCAGAGAAUAUUUUAUUUAAAGAUUUGUUUAACAAAAAAAAACAGCUUAGGUUACAUUUUAUAUUGUUUUCAAGUCCUCGAGACAAAAAAAGAACAAGAAGACAUCGCAUUAGUGAAAUCCGCACCUGAGUUCCCAAUAGAACAUGAUAAAAACCACGCAGAUAUAAAUUUAUUUACCUCCGUACGGAGGAAGAACGAAAUGCACAUUGCCGAAGUUCAAACAAAGCGAGUACUUUAAAACACACGCCGACUCAUAUAGAAAACAAAUCAAGUGAAAUCAACCAAAAA